AUGGCUUUCUUCCCCCGCAACUUCUACAACUCCGACGCCUCCUUCACUCCCCUCUUCCGCCUCCUUGACGACUUCGACAGCUACUCUCGCCAGGGACAGGGACAGAAUGGCCGCCGCAGUGGUCUGAGCCACUGGCAGCCCAAGUUUGAUGUCCGCGAGACUGCAGAGGCCUAUGAGCUGCACGGCGAGCUCCCUGGAAUGAGCAAGGAGGACGUCCACAUCGAAUUCACCGAGCCCCAGACAAUGCUCAUCCGCGGCAAGACCGAGCGCACCUACACUGCCGGCACCCCCCCUGCUGGCCUGGUUGAAGACACUGCCAUGAGCGGUGCCAUCACCGAGGGCAGCGACGACGGCAAGAGCUCGCACAAGGCCACAGUUGAGGAUGAGGCCGAGGCCAACGCCCAUGAACAGGGCACCGAAGUCGUUCAGCAGCCCAAGGAGGAGGUCCAGAAGAAGCCUGCCGACUCUGCCAAGUACUGGCUCACUGAGCGCAGCUUUGGCGAGUUCUCUCGCAGCUUCAACUUCCCCACCCGCGUCGACCAGGACACCGUCUCUGCUACCUUCAAGGAUGGUAUCCUGAGCAUCGUCGUCCCCAAGGCCAAGAAGCACGAGUCUCGACGCAUCACCGUCAACUAA
Messenger RNA from Fusarium keratoplasticum, 636 nucleotides. Its product is annotated as SHSP domain-containing protein. The coding region runs from base 1 to 636 and encodes 211 amino acids. NCBI's taxonomy places the organism in Eukaryota, Fungi, Ascomycota, Sordariomycetes, Hypocreales, Nectriaceae. Gene Ontology annotation, biological process: response to hydrogen peroxide; response to salt stress; protein complex oligomerization. The transcript has a single exon. The record is from RefSeq and is a predicted model, not a curated record.